AUGUAUGACAAGGUGCACGCGGCGUUCCGAGUGCCGCAGGGCGGAGUGAGAAGAACGGCUGGCUCUGGAGCCCCGGGCGGGAGUGUUGAAGAUCCUCUCUUCUCCCCCCCCCAACCUCUCCUGUCCAAGACUCAGCAGGUGGAGAUCAACAUCCCGUCCCUCCCCACCAUCUCCGUGGCGGACCGCCUGCUCUGCGUCUUCCAGGAGGACUUCCGGAGCAAGGGCUCAAUGUCAGGGACGGGCCAGGUCAUCUGUGACCUCCCAAACCCCGCGCACAUACCGGCCACGCCCGAAGGCCAAGAUUUCGUAGCUGUGCCGGUCAAGAUCUUCGUCAACGAGACGGUGGAGCUGGCCACCAGAGAGUUCAAAUUCUACAACUGCUCGGCCACCGUGAGGAAAGCUGAAAACACGCCGUGCAUGUCGUGCGUGGCCAGCCCCUGGGGGUGUCAGUGGAACACCCGCGACCACACCUGCAGUGACACCACCGGCACCGUGAACGGACCCCACAUCAUCAAACAGCGGAAGGAACCGAGGUGCCCCCGCUUCGAGAACCCGGACCCCGUGCUCAUCCCCGUGGGCUUCCAGACCGCCAUUGGCUUCGAGGGGAUCAACCUCGAGCAGUAUGAGGGAAGAGCCUUUACAAUAGGAACUGAACUGAUGCGUAGCGUGGAGGAAGAGGUCACUUUGAUGGUGGACCAGUUCUACAGCUUCAAUGGCUUUAAGUUUUCCUACGAUAAAUCACAGGAGACCAACGUUCUGUUCUACGUGAAGGACAAGGAGUCCGGGAAAAAGAUAGACAGCACGCUGAACGUGACCCUCUACAACUGCUCCAACGGCCGGCAGGACUGCAGCCUGUGCAAGAACUCGGACCCCAAGUAUAGCUGCGUGUGGUGCGGCCACACCAAGUCGUGCGUCUACAACCAACUCUGCGACCAUGCGUCCCAACAGUGUCCGGAUCCCCUGAUCACCGACAUCAUCCCCCGCUAUGGCCCGAUGCUUGGGGGGAUCUCCGUCACCAUCCUGGGCUCCAACCUGGGCAUCCAGCAGGCGGACAUCAAGAGGAUCAGCGUGGCAGGCGUGCCCUGCGUCCACCAGCCGGACAAGUACUCGGUCUCCACCAGCGUGGUUUGUGAGAUCGGCCGCUUAGACCCCGAGAAGACAUCCUCGGGUCUGGUGGAGGUGGAGGUGGAGGGCGGGAAGAGAGGAACCUCAACCCUUGAAUUCACAUACAGGGACCCUAUUCCCCAGGAAUUCAAUCCCAGCAGGGGUCCCAAGGCAGGAGGCACCCUCAUCACCAUCAAAGGCAUGGCCCUAGACACGGGCAGCCAAGCUGACGUCCACAUCACUGUGGGCACGGUGGAGUGUGUCGUGGAGAAAUUCGGGCCGGAGAUCGCGUGCAGGACCGGAGAGUACCGGGACGACAAGGUCCCCUCAGAUCAGCUCGGCAUCAGCCUGAAGUACGGCAAGAGAACCACCACCGUCAUCGACAACGCCUUCCAGUACCUGGAGAACCCCAUCCAGGUGGACGUCCACCCCACGGACAGCUUCAAGUGCGGGGGCAGGAACAUCGCCGUGUCGGGGUCCGGCUUCGACAUCAUCCAGACAGCGGUCAUGAAGGUGAAAUGCCUCAGGGAAGACCUCCUCGCCGAACCCAUCGCUUUCCAGAAGUCCCACAAGAAGAACGACACGGUGAUCGAAUUCCUGUCGCCCACGGUGAACUGCUCCUACGAGGGCCAGCAGCUGAAGGUCUACGUCCAGCUGGACAACUUCGAGAAGGAGCUGAAGUCCUUCGACUACCACCCCGACCCCACCUUCGACGAACUGCCCAAGAAAGUCUUCACCGAGGCCAGCAUCAUCAUCGUCACCGGUCAAGGCUUCUCCAAGGCCAUGACCUCCAAGGAGGCCCAGGCAUACCUGGGCGACGUCCCCUGUCUGGUCAACACCCUCCAGGACGACAAGCUGUUCCUAGACCCCCCCUCCACGCAGCCCCGGGCCCGCUCCAAGCGCCACCGGAGGGACACCAGGUCUGAGCCCCUGGACCUGCUGAUCAUGUUUGGAAAGGGGGAGUGGGUGGUGGGCUCGGUGCAGUACGAGAGGAAGUACGAGGUGCCGCUCCCCAUCAUCAUCACCGCCGUGAUCGUGCCCAUGCUACUCAUCAUCGGCGUCUCCAUCUUCUGCUACAGGAGGAAGAGCGAGCAGGCGGAGCGGGAGUACGAGAAGGUCAAACACCAGCUGGAGAACCUGGAGGAGAGCGUGAGGGACCGCUGCAAGAAGGAGUUCACAGACCUGAUGAUCGAGAUGGAGGACCACACCAACGACGUCAGCGAGGGCCGCAUGCCCUUCCUGGACUACAAGACGUACACGGACCGCGUGUUCUUCCUGCCCUCCAAGGACGGCGCCAACGACGUCAUGAUCACGGGCAAGCUGGACAUCCCUGAGGCGCGUCGCGCCACCGUCACCCAGGCCCUCAACCAGUUCUCCAACCUGCUCAACUCCAAGACCUUCCUCAUCACCUUCAUCCACACACUGGAGGGUCGUCCAGAGUUCAACGCGCGUGCUAAGGUGUACUUUGCGUCGCUGCUGACGGUGGCGCUGCACGGCAAGCUGGAGUACUACACGGACAUCAUGAGGUCCCUGCUGCUGGACCUGAUGGAGAGCUACGUCCACAGCAAGAACCCCAAGCUCAUGCUCCGCAGGUCCGAGACAGUGGUGGAGAGGAUGCUGUGCAACUGGAUGUCAAUCUGUCUCUAUCAGUUUCUGAGGGACUCGGCGGGCGAGCCCCUUUACAAACUGUUCCGAGCCAUCAAGCAUCAGAUCGAGAAAGGGCCGGUCGACGCCAGGCUGAAGAAAGCCAAGUACACACUCAACGACACACGCCUGCUGGGGGACGACGUGGAGUACUGUGUGCUGAACCUUCAGGUGCUGGCGCAAAGCGAGGGCCCGGACGUGACGCCGGUGAAGGUGCUGAACUGCGACACCAUCUCCCAGGUGAAGGAGAAGAUCAUAGAGCAGGUGUACCGCAACCAGCCCUACACACUGCGGCCCAAGGUGGACAGCGUCACGCUGGAGUGGCGCCCCGGCUCCACCGGGCAGAUCCUGUCAGACCUGGACCUCACCUCCCAGAAGGAGGGCCGCUGGAAACGCAUCAACACACUGGCACACUACAACGUGAGAGACAACGCCACCGUGGUCCUCUCCAGAGUGAAGCACACCCAGUAUAACUACGACCAGAACCAGGAGAGCCAAGAGGAGAGGAACGCCCUGCUGGAGGACGACAAGGUGUUCCACCUGGUGAGACCCAUGGAAGAGCUGGACGAGAUCAAGUCGAAGCGGGGCAGCCUCAAGGACAAGUCCAUGACCAAAGCCAUCACUGAGAUCUACCUGACGCGCCUGCUCUCGGUCAAGGGAACUCUCCAGCAGUUUGUGGACGACUUCUUCCGGAGUGUUCUGUGCUCCGGGGCAGUGGUGCCGCCCGCCAUCAAGUACUUCUUUGACUUCCUGGACGAACAGGCGCUGAAACACGACAACGUGGACGAGGAGACGGUCCACAUCUGGAAGACCAACAGCCUCCCUCUGCGGUUCUGGGUGAACAUCCUCAAGAACCCCCACUUCAUCUUCGACGUGCACGUGAGCGAGAUGGUGGACUCCUCGCUGUCGGUCGUGGCCCAGACCUUCAUGGACGCCUGCACCAAGAGCGAGCACAAGCUCAGCCGGGACUCGCCGAGUAAUAAACUACUCUAUGCAAAGGAGAUUUCCACCUAUAAGAAGAUGGUGGAUGACUAUUACAAGGGCAUCAGGCAGAUGGUAUCUGUCAGCGACCAGGACAUGAACACUCAUCUGGCCGAAGUGUCUCGGACUCACACAGACAAACUGAACACAGAAGUGGCCCUGCAUCAGCUCUACCAGUAUGCCAGCAAAUACUAUGAUGUGAUCAUCGCUGCCCUGGAGGAUGACCCCGUCGCCCAGAGCAAACACUUGACCCUGCGUCUUCAGCAGAUCGCUGCGGCUCUGGAGCAUAAAUCCACCGACCUUUAACCCCCCCCCCCCCCCCAAGGGAAGGAAGGGCGGACGGAUGGACAGACGGAGAGAAAAAAAAUAAGGACCGAAAGAAGGACGCGAGCGAAGAGGGAGGGAGGGAGGGAAGGAAGAGAGGAUGCCAGUGUGUCCACAGUGGCUUAGAGAUGGAUUCCUCGGAAGGAAACAAGGAGGAAAGGAGGCAAGGAGGCGAGAUGAGGGGCCGAACCAUGCGAGCGUCUCUGCUGUAGGACCUCAAUGGGACUGACGCGGUACCGAUGUAGAGCGGGAGAGGGAGGAGGAGGAGACGACAGCGUUGUGCUCUCCUAGCUAUGCCUUAAAGCUCACCUGCCAACCUCUAAGGUCCACAUGCGCCCAACCCCCCCAACCCAGAAUGCAGUGCAGGAGCUGGCGUGGGAGAGUAAGGCCCCUGGCGCUGGAGAUAAUCAGACCCUCCGUCCCGUAUAGAAGAGGUUCCAGGAGGAGUUGAUGGAUAAUAUAUAUUUUUUUUAAUUGUGUGUGCGUUCUUAUGCGGAUAGCUUUAUAAGGAGAUGAUUAUCUUUUUAAACGGAUCGCCUUGUGGUGCAAAGUGUUUCUAUAUGCCUGUGUGUGCGUGCGUGCGUGUCUGUGUACAGCGUGUAGGAUAUGUGAACAGGAGCGGGUGUGCCUACCUGUGCGUUAGUCUGUGUGUGCGUGUGUGUCGGUCCGCUGUUAAGCAUGGGGGGUUAUAGGGAAGCCCCUUGUUCUAUCAGUUUGAACCCCCCCCUGACCCCCGGAUGAGAGCCUGAGCUCUCCCUGUAUCAUUUCACCAGAAGAGACCAAAGGUUCUGCUGGUGGGGGGGGGGGGGGGGGGUGCUGGCUCAUCUUCUCAAAUCAUAGGUGUCCCAGCGACACGGCGCCGAGACGUGUUCCAUUUCUGUCGUCGACGGUUCUUAGGCUCACUGUCGUCGCUUCGAGCUCGAUUGCCGUUUUUUGUUGUGCUUGUUGAAAUCGAUAAAUAGCACAGUCAGUUUCCCUUUAUUGUAAAAAUGCCACGACACAUUCCACUCAGAGUAAAGCACAGAGUAAAUGAAAACUUUUUUGUUUUUUUUGUUUUUAGGGAUCAUUUGAAAAUUGCUUAUGAAUGAUAAAGCGUUCGAGCUUGCUUGUGUAAGCGGACGAUUAAUAACAUUCACUUACAGAGCCGGUGACUUAAUAUUAGCCCUGCAAUAAUGUCAAUGUAAAAUAAUUCACAACACUGUAGACGGUACAAGAGGCAAAACAGUUAUUAUGGUAUCAAUGCAGCAAUACAUGUGGAAACUGUCCAGCUGAUUCGUUUAGGGAAAGCGUAGUGUUACCGUUGUAAUGCGUUUAUAAGUGGUGCCAUUUUUAUAGUAUUAGCAUUUUACCAAUUUCAAUAGUCGCGCUACAUUUCUGCCUCCUUUGUUGAUAAUGCUGAUGUUAAUGCUUUUGUGAAAGGAUAUUCGAGAGUUCUAUGGUACGUUUUUGAAGAAGUGAUAUUUGUUUUAGCUUUGGUGUGAUGUCAUGGGGCUCAGGUGAAAGUAUCUACAUACAUGAUUGUAGGAAUCGUUGGAGGGUUCAUGUGUAAACGUUAGAGUCCAAAUAGGAUGGUUGCUAUUACUUUCGUCCUUGUACACUUUAUUCAUGCUGAAAAAAGAAAGAACUGAUAAAUAUAUACAUAUAUAUAUAUAUAUGAAUUAGGGUUUGCCUUGAAUAUUCUGUUGGCACAUUGGUACUUGGACAUUAUCUCAUAAGAUAUGUUCUUCAGUUUUAAUAGGAGUAAAACUAGAUGCCUAAGAAAUCUGAGAACAUUUAAAUCAAAAUCACACCAAUAGGGAAAGAAGAGGGUCUCGAGAUGACAACGGACAUGCUCUUAUUACGGGGGUUUGUCAUGUUAAAUCGACGGAGCCCAUCACCAUGGGUCUAUUUAUUGAGCAGUAUAAACGCUGCCUCGGGCCACACUUCAUGUUUAUUGGCUCAUUUAUUAAAAGAGAACGCUCUGCUGUUUGUUCAUGAACUGCGGCGAAGAUUAAAAGCAUUUCGGCAUACGGCCCUGAUUUAUUUCUAGGUUUUUCUAACAGUCAACUGAUAGCGACCACGUAUGGUAACGGAGCCCAAAGAGCUCUCCAGACCCCAGAAUGUGAGCGAUUCCUGCCUUAGCUGGUGUAAGUGUGUAUUAUUUUGCACAGGGCCCAAGCAUGCCUGCCUGCCUGCCUGCCUGCCUGUCUGUCUACCCUGAAGGCCCUGCUCAAACACAGCAGGGGGUCCUGGCAUUCUGACCCACAGCACUCGGGGCUGGUCACUCAGAACGGCGCAGAGCGACACUCCAUAUAAGUGAAGCAGCAGGGAAAGGGGGGUGGGGUUGGGGGGGGGGUGGGGGGGCAAUGCUUUUGAUCUUGACCGCUGCAAUCCAUCCCUAUCGCCGCUUACCGCCGGUGUCCUCUCGACGAAGAGAGUGAUGCAAGACGCUUUUUUCGAAGCCCUUUUUCCUUAACCAAAAAUGUGCCUUACCGAUAGGACGACGCGUAGAUAUAUAGAUGUGUCCUUUCUAAAAUUCUAUCGAUAACUUAAAAGUGAUUUAUGAUUCUAGUGCUAUAGACACAGCAAUGUAUUUGGAAUUGUGAUUUUUUUGUGUGCUGUCAAGAAAAGAAAAAAAUAUAUAAAGCUAAUCACCCUGCUGCAGCCAUGUGCGUGCCAAUAGGCUGAAGACAUUGUUUUUAUUUUAUGUGCACUUUUCCUUUUUGGGUGUCUGUGGUGUGUGUGUGUGUGUGUGUGUGUGUGUGUGUGUGUGUGUGUGUGUGUGUGUGUGUGUGUGUGUGUGUGCUUAGUAGGCCUUCUGUGACUAUGGCCCAAGCGAAUAAAUGUAAAGCAAUGUCCAUCCCCAAAUUCCCAUUCAAAUGGUUGGAACCCUAAAAAUUCGCUCCAAGUCAAAAAGGAUAAUUGUGUGUAGAUCGAUUAUAGCUCAAAACUGUUGCAAUGGUGUUUUUCCUUCUUUUGCUGUGUGUUUCUACCGUGUGUAUGAUUAAUGACUAUCUAUACUCGACAAAAGAGCUUUCUUACUGCUGUGCAGUUAUUUUUGUUUCCUAUAACAUAUAUACCUUUGUAAAAACAUGUUGAAAUACUGUACUCUUCACUGUAUAAUCCUAUGCAUUGAGUCCUGGGGCGUGGGGGGAGGGGGGAAUUAAGUUUAUUUGUGCAGUUGUCGAGACAUUUUCUCCUCUCCCUUCCAUUUUGAAAACUUGUGAAAGUGCCGUGGUGAUAAAAACUAAACUGGAACGGUCUCAUUUUCAACGCUGGCGAAAGCAAUGUCCCUUUCAACCCGAGGCAGCUCACAAGCCAAUCUUGAUCUGUUUCGUAGUGGAUGAACUCACUCCUCCAAAGUUUAUGUGCGUGCGUGUGCGUCUGUGUGUGUGUGGAUGGAGCAUUUACACAUGGGUUUCAUCACCCACGCCACCGUGAAUAAAUUUCUCAGAGAUGUCUAAUGCAGGGUUUCUUUUCUGUUUCCUUCGUGCACACACACACACACACACACACACACACACACACACACACACACACACACACACACACACACACACACACACACACACACACACACACACACACACACACACACACACACACAACCAUGAUCU
Gadus chalcogrammus (walleye pollock) is the source of this 7649-nucleotide messenger RNA. It is a transcript of the gene plxnb2b, whose product is annotated as plexin b2b. Lineage: Eukaryota; Metazoa; Chordata; Actinopteri; Gadiformes; Gadidae. Gene Ontology annotation, molecular function: semaphorin receptor activity. The record is from RefSeq and is a predicted model, not a curated record. Gene Ontology annotation, biological process: positive regulation of axonogenesis; regulation of GTPase activity; semaphorin-plexin signaling pathway involved in axon guidance. The transcript is spliced from 32 exons. Gene Ontology annotation, cellular component: semaphorin receptor complex. Bases 1 to 4035 code for a protein of 1344 amino acids.